AAUCAUUUAACCGGUGCGAAUCGACUCCACCUUCCUCUCUCUCUCUCCAAGCGGGGCCUCCGUGAUGGCGACCGCUGGCGCUGAGGAGGCGGCGGCGGCGGCGUUGGCCGAGGCAGAGGCGGCUACACUCACCUUGGAGAUCCUGCAAAUUAUAAAGGAGUCGCAGCAACAGCAUGGGCUGCGUCAUGGAGACUACCAGCGCUACAGGGGCUACUGCUCUCGACGGCUCCGGAGGCUGAGAAAAGCUCUCAACUUCAAAAUGGGGAAUCGCCACAAGUACACUGGGCGCAAGGUCACUGUGGAGUUGCUCAAAGACCCGCGGUAUCUGCUGCUGGAGCUGAUGAGCGCGGAGCGCGCGUGGAGCUACGCCAUGCAGCUCAAGCAGGAGGCCAACACGGAGCCCCGCAAGCGCUUCCAUUUGGUGUCGCGCCUGCGCAAGGCGGCCAAGCACGCCGAGGCGCUGGAGCGCCUGUGCGAGGGCAAACGCAUCGACGCCCGCACCAAGCUCGAGGCGCAGGCAUAUGCUGCGUACAUGGCUGGCAUGCUGAGGUUUGAAAAGCAAGACUGGACUAAAGCCAUGGAGUCUUUUGGCAGCUGCAAGACCAUCUAUGAGAAGCUGGCCAGCGCCUUCUCGGACGAGCAGGCUGUGCUGUAUCGCCAGCGGGUCGAGGAGAUUUCCCCCAACCUGCGCUACUGCGCCUACAACAUCGGUGACCAGUCGGCGAUUGGGGAUUUGUUGCAAAUGCGCCUGAAAUCUGGCGACAGUAGCAGCAUGCUCACGGAAAAACUUGAGGUGCUGUUGGCUCAGAUGCGUGCCAAGCAGUCGACGAGCAUGAGCGAGGUGACGUGGUGCGGCCGCACGGUGCCCGUCAAGGUCGACCGCGUGCGCGUCUUCCUGCUCAGCCUCGAGGAGAGCGAGGCAGCCAUCGCACAGGCUGAGAAGGAGGAGGGGAAGGAGCAGCUUUACGAGAGCCUGCUCAUCGAGUGUCGCGACGCCAUCCACGCCGUGCGGGAGGAGCUGAAGCUCGACCCGAAACAGCGAGAGCGAGAAACGGAGGCAGGAAAGAACUCAAACCUGCAACACCUACAUAGCUACCUGACGUUCAUAAAGCUGAGCAACACGGUGGAGCGCAACGUGGUGAUGGCGCGCGCCCUGCGCCGCCGGCUCAGCCGAGGCGCCGUUGACGACGGCAGGAAGGCGCCGCGUCCCCAGGAGCUGAUCCGCCUCUACGAGCUCAUCCUGCAGAGCCUGACCGAGAUGCAGCAGCUGCCCGGCAUGGAGGCCGAUCCGGACCUGUGGCAAUCUCUCGAUAACAAGAAAUCUGCUUACAAGGCCUUCAGGUGCUACUUCAUAGCACAGUCGUACUUGGCGGCCAAGAAGUGGACGGAGGGGUUGGCGCUGUUUGAGCGCGUCCUCAAGUACGCGAGGGAGGCGCAGGCCGCCUGCGCCCAGAGCAACUGCCCCAAUAUGGAUCAGAAUGAACUGGAAGAGCUGAUCAACUCCAUAAACGCCGAGAAGUACUCGAUACAAGCGACGGCGAUACUCGACUCUGACGAUAUUGGUGAUCGCAUGGCGGCUUUGGAAGUUUCGGAUAACAAACCCUUGAUCGAGCGGCUGGACGUGUACCGUCUGGACCCGGCGCUCGUCAGCAAGCAGCCCAACCUGGUGACAUUCCCGCCCGAGUUCCAGCCCGUGCCCGUUAAGCCGCUGUUCUUCGACCUGGCGCUCAACCAUGUGGCUCUGCCGCCGCUCGACGACAAGCUAGAGCAGAAGUCUCGCAGCGGCUUCACGGGCAUGAUCAAGGGCAUCUUCGGCUUCCGCAGCUGAACCAACUCCCCCGCCCCCUGACCCUGACCCCGACCCCCACCUUCCGCCACCACCACCCCACCCCGCGCCCGCCACCCACCCUCUUCUCUCACUCAAGUCCUCGCACCGGUCACGCACAGCGCCCCGCACGCCACACACACAUCCCCUCCCCGCUCUUCCGAUCCGUACCACCUGCGUGAGGCACGGUUAAGGGAAUACGCACACCCCACACCCCCCCCCCCCCCCCCCAAAAAAAAGCUCUUAUACACAAGGGCAGCCUGCCUAUCCCCUCAGGCAUUGUUAAUUUAUUUCGUAAAAAAAAUUAAAGGCCGGCUCUAUUCUGUGAAGAACAUUCUCGUUAAGAAAUCUUCAUACGUAUUUGUUGGGCAGCUGGUAGACACACGACCUCGGGAUGUAUCAGCAAGACGGGGGGGGGGGGCGGGGGGAGGGGGCGUUUGUGCAUUAGGGUUGCGCCUUUAAACCAGCAGGCUCGUGCUCGGCAUACGCUUGUUCAUAUUCUUGAUUUAAACAAACUGUAAUGACUGUGCGUUUUAUUCCUUACUCGGUCGAUUAUGUCGUGCUGUUGGUGUUUCGGUGCAGAGCGAAAUGUUUUCUUCACGGAACUCGCACUAUUCUCAACCCUCUCCCAUUCCGAUGACGUACGUGUACGUAUGCGUACGUCAUCGGUCGGUGUAUGUUAUCAGUUUUUCUUCCGAUGACGCACAUGUUUUUCUUACGAUUCCGGAAGACGUACCGACGCCCCAUGGCUACGCGGGAGGGCGUGUGGCACAGUUUGGCGCCAGCUAUCGCAGAGUGCGGACGCGUCGCUACGGUUCUCUGCGGGUGAGUACAACGUCUUUAAAAAACAACGGCGCUUUGCCUCUCUAAAUAAAAUUACCGUUAACGGGAAAGGGUUAACGACGAGGGAGGUGUGUGCAUUACUGCUGCUCCCCCCCCCACCACCCUUUUUUUUUGCUGAAUGCCCUCAAAGAUGGGCAAGGCCAAAUGUUGUACAAAACAAUUUUAACGCAAUGUUUUUUUUUUAUUUGGCGCGGCUCCUCUGUAAUUUUGUGGCUGGGCUUGCGUUGAGCAUGGGGUAGAGUGCACUCUUGGGUGCAAACGAGACCUUGGCGGAAGUUGUCGGAGGGGGGGGGGGGUCUGGGGAAUGUGGGUAACAGGCUUCGACGCAUAGCGUUUUGGCGUUAUAAGACGGCUCAACUGCGUAGAUGCAACGUUUUGCGAGUUUCCUUUUAUACACAUUGCUUUGUAAGUUUCACACAAAUUGAUGCUGGUAGGAUUUGGAAAACUUGUGAUACUCAUUAGUGACAUGGCUCUUUAGAAAUUUACCGAUUUGUAGAAAUGAACUUCGCGCAGAAAUACCGAGUUACUUCCAGGUUGAAGUCGUUCCCUUAGGUUCACCCAAGCAUAAAUUCGGUAUUCGUAGUACGCCAAUUGGCAGAUGGCUUGCGAUGGGGAAUUUGAUUGUACCUGUAUCUCCAGUGUCACGAGGGCCAAUAUGGAAGACUACAACUUUAGAGAAAGAAGAAUCUCUUGUCUGUACAAUGUGGAUAAUCACACCAUGUAAUUAUGUGCAGCAAGUGAUCCCACUGGUGUCCCAUACUUGCAUGAGUAACUUGGCCUGUAUAGCAGACCGCUGCUCCGCACUGAGAGUGAAACGGGCAGUGGCUUUAUAAAUGUGCUUAAAGGAGUCUUGUGCUCAAGGCACAAUGAUGCUCGCCAGGCAUUACAAUCCCGGCUUUAUUUGCUCUCCACGUUAUACCAGUCCGUAGUCGUAUGUAGUGCACCGUUGCUGCCUUAACGGGAAACGGAAAAUGUUUGCCAGUGUGGAAAGCUGAAAAUUGGUUCAGGAUCCGCGAAAGGACUGGACUCUGGAAACACAUGAGCCGAGCUGUGUCAAAAGUCGUAACCUUGUGAUCAGGGUUGUUUUGAGUGGACCCACAGUGCGUGUGGGCAUAGCCAGGAUUGCAAAGCAAGUUCAUGUUUUGCGUCUCGUACACAAGGUCCGUGGUGGGGCAUUGUGCAAGGACCGGUGGUCCUGAAGUAUCGUCUUCGUAUAGGUAGUGGCUGUUAGUGUUCGCUGUAAGAGGUAAUGUGCUGGCGUUGUUCAAUACAAGGACCAGUGACUUGCGUUGUCCCAAGUGGGAUGUGCAGGAGCAUCAAGACUUUAAGGUCUCUAUCUGCCAAGUUUCUGUAUUGAUCAUGGUCGGCAGGUGGUAUGGGAGUCCAAAAUAACAGGUCACUGUAACUGGCAAACAAUGUGUGUCCUCUGCAGAUUGUCCUCAUUGGUGCACACUCACUACUCAACUAGGAAGAAACAUUGUACCAAUUCACUACGUAGGAUUAGACCCACACAACAAUCUUGUUAAUGAAUCCUAGAGCCUGCAAGUGGCUGCGAAAAGAUGUUGACUUUACGACCUACUCUUGAAAAACUGGAUUUGUUUUAUUUUUGUAUUUGUGGGAUCAAUGUAAAUCGCUGCCGGCCCCAUAAAAGUAGAUCUCUCGUUUGUCUUGAUAGAAAAAUGCCAUAUUUUGAAAUGCAUUUAAUAAGGUUCAAGCAUGUCUAUCUGAAUACGUGUUAUUGCGAAUGGGGUUUUUUCUGUUAAUUUCAUUACCUCCAAAAACUUUCAAACAUGAAGAUUUUGAUAUUUUCUGAGCAGGUUUAUUUGGCACGGAUUUGGGUCACGUUUUAUUUCUGUUAGAAAUGUUCCUUUUAUCUUUGGAUUACAUUCACAGUAAUGUAAAAUGGUACCUGCUUAAUCAAACAUCCCUCAAAUCGGUUAUGAUUGGAACACAAGAAAAGAAAAAGCAUAAAAGAUAGAUAAUUGUGAAUUGCUAAAUAUUAAACUUGUUUUAUGCAGCGUUAUUAAUUUUUAAAUAGUAUUUUGAAAUUCUUAUUUUCCAGUCAAUAUGUUAAGGAUUGGGGGGGGGGGGCAACAGAAGAGGGGGAUUUAUGCCACGCUAAAAUAAUUGUCUUAAAUUUAUAAGUUUUGGAAAGUUUUUGCCUCUAAAAUACAAAGUCUUGAAAAUUGCUCGAGUAUUAUUGUGCAAAGCUGUAAUUCUGGGCGCAAUAAAAUGUUUCAGUACUUUGUGCCAUUUGGAUUAAUAAAAUAACUGCAAUGUCUGAAUUAAUAAAAAA
Petromyzon marinus (sea lamprey) is the source of this 4964-nucleotide messenger RNA. It is a transcript of the gene SRP68, whose product is annotated as signal recognition particle 68. Gene Ontology annotation, molecular function: 7S RNA binding; signal recognition particle binding; endoplasmic reticulum signal sequence receptor activity. Gene Ontology annotation, biological process: SRP-dependent cotranslational protein targeting to membrane. NCBI's taxonomy places the organism in Eukaryota, Metazoa, Chordata, Hyperoartia, Petromyzontiformes, Petromyzontidae. Gene Ontology annotation, cellular component: signal recognition particle, endoplasmic reticulum targeting. The record is from RefSeq and is a predicted model, not a curated record.